AUGGGGAACAUAACUUGCGUCCCCCAGGCACCUGGGAGGUUCAGGCACUCGUUCAGAAGGAAACCUUCGCUGAAGAAAGAGCAAAAUGGCAAGAAAAAACUGCCCAGCUUUUUCGGUAUAGACGGAGGUGGGGAGAGAGAUACAACCACAGACAAAAUCCUGCAGUACAUCCCAGGAAAGCACAUUCAGAACCAAGAAAACCAGAAAGAAAACCUGGACCAGAGGUUCCCCAGCCUAUUCAAGAAGGGAAGGAGGAAAACAGUUGUCAGGAACCUGGGGAAAAUCAUCUAUUACUCCAAGGUCAAGCUAAAGCUUCAGCACUGCCAGGAGGUGAAUGACUGCUACCUGGAGCUGUUCCAGUCUUACCUGUACUUCCAGUCCAUGGGCUUCAACGGGCUCGCCUACCAGGGACUGCUGCCUUUGAAAGAGCUGAACGUGUGUGAAAUCGAGACUGGGAAGAGCCCGGGGCAGGAGGAUCACGCCUUCCGCAUCAUAGGUCCUUUGCUGAAUCCCCUUAUCGUGUUCUGCCCGACUGAGUCAGAGCUGAAGCAGUGGCUUUACCACCUGGAGAAACAGAUCCACCUGAACGGAGGGAGCCUGGGCUUGCCCUUCCUCUCUCAGGAUGACUGGCAGCAGAGCUCCAUGGGGAAGGAGGAGCUGCGGUGGUCCGUGCAGAACAUGCCCGUCCAGGAGUGGAGAGGGACCCAGCGGGAAUCCCUCGGCAACGUCCUCUGUGCUUCCAAAGUGAAGCUUCAGCACUUGCCUUUCCAGGAGCAGCACGACCGGCUGCUGGUGCUUUACCCUUCCACCCUGGUGAUAGUGUCUGAAGAGCACAACACUUUCUACUUCAAGGGCGAGCUGCCGCUCAACGCCAUCCAGGUGUUUUUUGAAGAGAACGAGAAAACCUCCUUUUUGAUAGAAGGCCGGCUGAUCAAUUCGAUCCGGGUGAUCUGCCACAGCUAUGACGAUUACCGGGAGUGGCUCGACUGCCUGAAAACAGCCCAGUUUCGAAACGCCGACUCCUCCCUGUCCGGAUCAGAGAGCUUUUCGGGAUCAAAGCAGCCACACCUCGGCCAGCUUGGUGGCAGCGGGAGAGGCUCGCUGGCCUCCGAUGGCCGCACAAACUCCUGGGCAUCCGGAGGGAAAGGGGCCACCUUGACGCACCUCUCCCAGAACAGCGGCUCCUUCCACGACGCACAGUCCUUCGUGCUGCUGUCGGAGGGCAGGGUGCUGGAGGACUCGUUCAGCUCCGGCUACUCCCAGCCUCUCCACUGCCUGCCCCACGCCAACUGGCCGAGCACGGGGCUGCCCACGCAGGAGCUGCGGAGGGGUGGCAGCGCCAGGAAAUCCAAAGGCAGAAGCGGCCAGGACGCGGAGAGGACGGCGCGCGGCCUCAUCCCCGAGCACCCCGGCGGCGAGCUCGUGCCCGCGGCGUACAGCGAGCCCUACUCAGCAAUUAACUCAUGGCAUCGCCCCACGGCCCCCCCGUCGCACCCGGAGCUGAGCAAUGUCCUGCAGUGCCCGAAGACCUCCCAGCCCCUGCCCAGCAGACACUGGAGGGAGAUGCCCGGGGCGCAGAGACCUCCCCAGCCUCCUGCUGAUGCUUCUUACCUUUCCAGUGGCUCAUCCCUGCCAGAGGAACAUCUGGGCCCCUUGCUGCAGCCACCAGGUGACAGCAGCGGCGCUUACGACCUGCCGGAGGGCUGCUCGCGCCGCGGCUCCGCAGCCUACCACGACUACGCCGAGCUGCAGAGCUUCCAGAGCGACUUCAGCUACGACAACCUGUGGGAGGCCGAGGGGAGGGCGCCCAGCACCCCGCGGGGCUCCCCAACGCCCAGCCCGCAGUUCUACCAGGCCUGAGGAGGGGUCCCACGGCCAGGCACACAACAGCCCCCGGGCUCUUUUCCCCCCCUGGGCUUCCCAUCCCGGCGGGGUGCAGGGAGCAAAGGGAGGGGAUCUGUGAUGAAUCCUAAGAAUUGCUGUUAAGCCAAACCUUCCCCCUUGAACUCUGAGGUCUGGGAAGAUGUAGGGGACGUGCCCGGCACAGCGCGUGAGAUC
Molecule: messenger RNA, 2058 nt
Organism: Cygnus atratus (black swan)
Lineage: Eukaryota; Metazoa; Chordata; Aves; Anseriformes; Anatidae
Gene: PLEKHN1
Product: pleckstrin homology domain containing N1
Exons: 15
Coding region: 1-1860 (619 amino acids)
Biological process (GO): 3'-UTR-mediated mRNA destabilization; positive regulation of apoptotic process; response to hypoxia
Cellular component (GO): mitochondrial membrane; cytoskeleton
Molecular function (GO): phosphatidylserine binding; phosphatidylinositol phosphate binding; cardiolipin binding
Source: RefSeq, a predicted model, not a curated record